AAAGAUAUCGAAAGGGUAAAUAACCCGAUGAAAAGGACAUUGAACUCUUCUUGAAGAACAACGGGAAUCUUGCACCAACAAGAUUCAAAUACUCGGACAUUAAAAAAAUGACCAAGUCAUUCAGUGAAAGCUUGGGGAAAGGAGGCUAUGGUAAUGUUUACAAAGGAAAAGUAUCCGAUGAUGGUCGUCUUGUAGCGGUGAAAAUGUUGGACGAAUCAAAAGGGAAUGGAGACGAAUUUAUGAAUGAGGUUGCAAGUAUUAGCAGAACUUCCCACGUUAAUAUCGUCACUCUUCUCGGAUUCUGCUUCGAGGGUUCGAAAAGAGCUCUCAUUUACGAAUUCAUGCCUAAUGGCUCUCUUGAAAAAUUCAUCCAACAUAGUGCUUCGUCAUCAUCAAAAGAAGAUGUAAUAAUAUUGGGAUGGGAAAAAUUGUUUCAAAUUGCACUUGGCAUUGCUCGAGGGCUUGAAUACUUGCAUGAAGGGUGCAACACGCGGAUUUUGCACUUUGAUAUAAAGCCUCACAACAUUCUUCUGGAUAAGGACUUCAAUCCGAAGAUAUCCGAUUUCGGGCUUGCUAAAUUAUGCCCUAACAGAUUGAGUAUAGUUUCCAUGUUAGUGGCACGAGGGACGAUAGGGUAUAUUGCUCCAGAAGUGUUUUCUAAGAACUUUGGAGAAGUAUCUCACAAAUCCGAUGUCUACAGCUACGGAAUGAUGAUUUUGGAAAUUGUGGGAGCGACGAAAAAGAAUGGUCCGUAUAAAGAUGUAAUUAAUGCCGAUGACACGAGUAGUGAAGUAUACUUCCCGCAAUAUAUCUACAAGGAGCUAGAAGCAAUUGAUGUUGAUCUUGAUGGGAUUAUUGCGAAUAAUAAAGAUGAAAGCGAGGUAAUUACAGAGAGAAAACUUUUAAUUGUGGGAUUAUGGUGCAUACAAAUUGACCCCAAAGACCGGCCGUCGAUGAAGAAGGUUCUAGAAAUGUUGGAAGGAAAGCUUGAAGACUUGCAAGUGCCACCUAAACCUUAUCUUUCUUCCUCUCCACGUGCACCAAUUUUUUCAAUUUCCGACUCGGUGUAGCUUUCUGCUUUGAUUUGUGUAGUUUGAAUGUGUAAAAUUUAAAUGUGUGCUUAAGUAUUGUGAAGAAAUCGUCAUCAUCUAUACCUCAACGCUUAUAUUGAAGACUAUUUAUUCUAA
Erythranthe guttata (spotted monkey flower) is the source of this 1187-nucleotide messenger RNA. The record is from RefSeq and is a predicted model, not a curated record. Lineage: Eukaryota; Viridiplantae; Streptophyta; Magnoliopsida; Lamiales; Phrymaceae.